This is a messenger RNA of Rhinolophus ferrumequinum (greater horseshoe bat), 504 nucleotides long. RefSeq names its product 2-iminobutanoate/2-iminopropanoate deaminase-like. Bases 1 to 504 code for a protein of 167 amino acids. Gene Ontology annotation, molecular function: deaminase activity. The record is from RefSeq and is a predicted model, not a curated record. The transcript is spliced from 2 exons. Gene Ontology annotation, cellular component: cytosol. NCBI's taxonomy places the organism in Eukaryota, Metazoa, Chordata, Mammalia, Chiroptera, Rhinolophidae.
AUGCGUCACCAACUGGGAACAGAGUCCAGUGAGACGCGAGCCGGGGUAGUAUACAGGAUUGUUCUCUCGGGCCGCAAAGGAAAAGGAUUAGCUCUGUCAUCUUUGAUGAGAAAGGUGGUCAGCACCGCGAGAGCCCCAGGGGCCACUGGUCCCUACAGUCAAACUGUGUUAGUCAACAGGGCCAUUUACAUUUCAGGGCAGCGAGGCGUGGACACUUCCAGGGGACAGCUGGUGCCGGGGGAUGGCAGGAGAGCUAAACAAGCUCCCACAAACAUGGGUGAAAUCCUGGAAGCUGUAGGCUGGGACUUCACUAAUGUGGUGAAAACAGCUGUUUUGCUGGCUGACAUAAAUGACUUUGGUAUUGUCAAUGAAACCUACAAACAGUAUCGCAAGAGUAAUUUUCCUGCAAGAGCCGCUUGCCAGGUUGCUGCGUGGCCAAAAGGAGGCCGUGUUGAGAUAGAAGCAGUAGCUGCCCAAGGCCUUCUCACAACGGCGUCACUCUAA